Messenger RNA from Theobroma cacao (cacao), 2032 nucleotides. Its product is annotated as protein NRT1/ PTR FAMILY 4.4-like. Lineage: Eukaryota; Viridiplantae; Streptophyta; Magnoliopsida; Malvales; Malvaceae. Gene Ontology annotation, cellular component: membrane. Gene Ontology annotation, molecular function: transmembrane transporter activity. Gene Ontology annotation, biological process: transmembrane transport. The record is from RefSeq and is a predicted model, not a curated record.
AGAGAGAGGGAAGACAAGAAUGAAAUUCAAAGGAGAUUCCAUGUCUGGUGUUAUGGAGUUAUCUGUUGAUUGGAGAGGCAGACCCUGCAAGGCUAACAAGCAUGGUGGAAUGACUGCUGCUGUAUUCGUCCUUGGUCUUCAAGCAUUCGAGAUGAUGGCAAUUGCUGCUGUUGGGAACAAUCUAAUAACUUAUGUUUUCAAUGAGAUGCAUUUUCCUUUAUCCAAGUCUGCCAACAUAGUCACCAACUUCAUAGGCACUGUGUUCCUCCUCUCACUAGUUGGUGGGUUCCUCUCAGAUUCGUAUCUUGGGAGCUUCUGGACCAUGUUAAUUUUUGGAUUUGUGGAGCUCUCUGGUUUUAUAUUACUUUGUAUUCAAGCACAUCUUCCACAACUGAGGCCGCCCCAUUGUGAUAUGGUCUCUGAUGGAGAAAAUUGUCUGGAGGCAAAGGGCUCUAAGGCCUUGAUAUUCUUUCUUGCACUCUACGUGGUGGCUUUAGGAAGUGGAUGCCUCAAACCCAACAUCGUAUCUCUUGGUGCUGACCAGUUCAGAAGGGGAGACACGGAGCAAUCCAGGAGGCUCUCAACUUACUUCAAUAUUGCAUACUUUGCUUUUUGCAUGGGAGAGCUAAUUGCACUCACUCUUCUCGUUUGGGUCCAAACUCAUUCCGGAAUGGAUGUUGGAUUUGGCGUCUCAGCUGCUGCUAUGGCAAUGGGAAUGAUCAGCUUGAUUUCGGGUACGCUUCUUUAUAGAAACAAGCCACCAAGAGGAAGUAUCUUCACUCCAAUUGCUCAGGUUUUUGUGGCUGCAAUAACAAAAAGAAAGCAAAUCUGCCCUUCAAAUGUACAGAUGCUCCAUGGAAGCCAAAACCAGGUUCCUGCUACGUCGGCCAAUGUCAGCAACCUUCUUCAUACUGAAAAGUUCAGAUUCCUUGACAAGGCAUGUAUCAAAAUCCAGGAUGGAGAAAAAGAGAGUCCAUGGAGACUAUGCACCGUGACCCAAGUGGAGCAAGUGAAGAUAAUCAUCUCGGUUGUUCCUAUAUUUGCCUGCACCAUAAUUUUCAACACCAUUUUGGCGCAGCUCCAAACAUUUUCAGUCCAACAAGGGAGCGCUAUGAAUACCCAGAUUGCCAAAGGCUUCAAAAUUCCACCAGCUUCCCUGCAAUCUAUUCCUUACAUCAUGCUUAUUUUUGUUGUCCCACUAUAUGAAACAGUCUUCGUGCCAGUUGCUAGAAAAGUCACUGGAAGGAGUUCUGGAAUCACUCCUUUACAAAGGGUUGGGAUUGGGCUAUUUAUCGCAACAUUCUCAAUGGUUGCAGCUGCCCUGGUGGAGAAAAAAAGAAGAAUCUCCGACGAAACUGUGUCCAUCUUUUGGAUUGCUCCGCAAUUUCUUAUCUUUGGGCUAUCAGAAAUGUUCACCGCAGUAGGUCUCAUAGAAUUCUUCUAUAAACAGUCCUUGGAGGGGAUGCAAUCAUUUUUAACGGCCAUGACUUACUGCUCCUACUCCUUUGGGUUCUAUCUUAGCUCCAUACUUGUUUCCCUUGUGAACAGAAUUACAUCCGCUUCCUCUCACAGUGGCUGGCUCAGUGACAAUGACCUCAACAAGGAUAGGCUGGACUUUUUCUAUUGGAUGUUAGCUGGCCUUAGCCUCGUCAACUUUUUCAAUUAUCUUUUCUGGUCUUCAUAUUAUUCUGACAACCCAUCUCUGUCACCACCUCGGCAAAAUGAUGAGUCUCCAGAACAAGACCUCGAAAACCGAGGCAGGGAAACUUUGAAGCAUAUGAAUGGAUGCAGCUGGAAGUAGCCGUGUACCUUAGAAUAAGAUUGUCCUUGUACUAAUUUUGUUUCUAGGUUACGUAUCUGUUUCUCGUGCAUUAAACAAAAUCAAACCCCAUUUGAUUACUAAAAUAUAGUCUUAGACUCAACUAAACUAAUGCACCUAUCUUGUACAUAUGCUAGCUACUGAGUGUUUAACUGAUGCUCACUUUUCUCCCCAGAGAUGUAACAUAAGCUCAAGACUGAUCCCAUUGACCAA